Dujonia railenensis is the source of this 1419-nucleotide messenger RNA. NCBI's taxonomy places the organism in Eukaryota, Fungi, Ascomycota, Pichiomycetes, Serinales, Debaryomycetaceae. The record is from the annotation of a GenBank genome assembly.
AUGACCGUGGACAGUCCCUUAUAUAUCGACAGCACUUACUUGACCGACCGUAAGAAGGACAUCAGAGAGAAAAUCAUCCCCUGGGAAGGUUUGGCUCGUGCCAAUGUCAUUUCUGAAGACGACGCCAACCACAUUAAGAUUUUGGAAAAACAAUCAUCAGAAAAUAAAAACUCCACCAUUUUGUCACAAUUGCAGUUGUAUACCAACACCAUUUUACACUUAUUAAAUAAAUUAUCAGUAAACUCUAGAGAUGAAGUGUUGAAGAACGUAUUAGUGUUGAUCAACGAUUUUCUUUUGGAAUUGCCAAAUCAAGAAUUUGCUGCUAGCUUACUUGAAUUGGGAGAGUUGGAUGAAUCUUUACCAUUUGCCCCUUUGUUGAAGCAUUUGGAGAACUCCAAUGUAGAUAUUAAAAUUUUGGUGUUGUACAAUUUGGUGAUCUUGCUUCGCAAAAAUGACCUGAAAAAGGUUGAUAAAGAAAUUGUGAUCAAGGUAUUCGACGCGCUCUCAGGACCAGAGUUUUUGGGUAACUUGAAGAAUUCUAGUGUCCAGUUCAUUGCCAUUCAGUUGCUACAAGAGUUAGUGACUCCAAAGUAUUACAAGGAGAUCUACUUGAGCAACAAUUUGGUCUCGAACUUCAAGCCCAUCAAUCAACUCAUAGGUCAACUGGCUAGGCUUCCAAAUCUGUCAGGUAUACAAUUAUUGUACGAUAUCUUGUUGACCACUUGGAUCCUUUCCUUCAAUGGCCAAAUUAAUAAGCAAAUAAUCCACAACUACCCAGAAUUGAUCGGGAACUUGUUAACCAUUUCUAAGGAUUCCAUUAAAUUGAAAGUUGUCAGACUUGCAGUUUCUACUUUAAAGAACUUCAUCAGUAGCAGUGUAAGUGGUGGUGAACAAUUUAAGACUAUAAAGUUAAUUUUGUUCCAUGAUGGAUUAAACACAAUUAAGGUAUUACAAGAAAGAAAAUUUGCACUGUCCACCAGUGAUGAAGAAUUAUCUAACGACUUGAUCUACUUAAACGAAGAAUUAACAGAUGUUGUUGAGAAUAAACUAACCUCAUUUGAUGAGUACUUGACCGAAUUGGAAAACCCCAAUUUGAUCAGCUGGUCGUCACCAACCCAUAAAUCUACCGAGUUUUGGUUAGAAAACAGUGGUAAAUUCAAAGAUUCUGGAUUCAAGUUAGUCAAGAGAAUUUUCGAAGUUCUAGGUGGGAACAUUGCACCAGCCAAGGUUAUUUUAUUAAGCGAUUUGCAGUAUUUGAUUCAGAAUCUAGGCAGUGACUUGAUUGCCUUCAUUAACGAAGGCAACGAUGGCCAGUACAAGUUGUUGAUAAUGAACUUAUUGGACAACAAUGAAGGUGACAGCGAGUUGAAGUAUCAAGCUUUGAAGACCAUUCAAUUAUUAGUGGGGCAUAACUAUUGA